Molecule: messenger RNA, 1128 nt
Organism: Pestalotiopsis fici W106-1
Lineage: Eukaryota; Fungi; Ascomycota; Sordariomycetes; Amphisphaeriales; Sporocadaceae
Exons: 2
Coding region: 1-1128 (375 amino acids)
Biological process (GO): peptidyl-lysine monomethylation
Molecular function (GO): protein-lysine N-methyltransferase activity; protein binding
Source: RefSeq, a predicted model, not a curated record
AUGGAAAAAGUCGAGGCACUCCUCGAGUGGGCUACAGAAAAAGGCAUUCAGCAUAAUGGUAUUUUGCCAAAACACUUGCCAGGCCGCGGCGUCGGUGUGAUUGCAAUCCGUGAUGUCAAGCCCGGCGAGGUUGUUCUUCAAGUUCCGACAUCAACUCUGCGCAGCAUUGAUACGGUGCCCAAAAAUGUCCGCGCAAAGCUGCCAAAGGACCUGUCUGUCCAGGGAUUGUUGGCCGCAGAUCUAGCCCUAGAUGACACGGACAAGUACAACGUCUGGAACGCCGUGUGUCCGUCUCUCGCAGACUUUGCCUCGAUGCCUCUACUUUGGCCGGCGUCCCUGCAAUGUCUCCUUCCCGGGGUAGCCAAGAAGCUUUUGUCCAAGCAGCAAGCCAAGCUAGCCAAGGACCGAGCGACGGUCGGCGCCGCGUUUCCCGACCUCGACCAGGACCGGUACACACACGGCUGGCUGCUGGCCAACACGCGCACCUUUUACUACCUCAGCCCGGCGCGCCGGCGGCGGAAGCGAGACGACCACAUGGUCCUGCAGCCCGUGGCCGACCUCUUGAACCACGCCGACGCGGGCUGCGACGUGCACUUUGGCGACGCCGCCUUUACCGUGCGCGCCGACCGCGCCUACGCCGCCGGGGACGAGAUCUUUAUCUGCUACGGUCGCCACGGCGGCGACUUUCUCAUGGUCGAGUACGGUUUCGACAUGGAUGAGAACCGCUGGGACGAGGCCGGCUUGGACGAGAUGGUGCUGUCCGUGCUGGACGAAAAGUCUAGGGAAAUGCUCGACGACCGUGGGUUCCUCGGCGGGUAUGUGCUGGAUCGUGGCCAAGUGUGCUAUCGUACCCAGGCUGCUCUCCGAACCUUGUGCUGUAGCGAGAGGGAGUGGUCGAGGUUUGUCGAUGGGAUGGACGAUGGAGAGCGCAGCCAGAAAAAGGUAGACGAGUUGCUAGUAGAAUUACUUGGAAAGUAUUCUACGAGCAUUAUCGGGACAAUGGAGGAGAUUGACGGCCUGCAAGAAGGCGAGCCGUGCCAGAGAGGUCUCUUGGCCGCGAGAUGGAGACAUAUCCUAAGACUUGUACAGGGCACACUCGACAGACUACGACAAGACCUAGGUUCUUGA